Molecule: messenger RNA, 862 nt
Organism: Oncorhynchus tshawytscha (Chinook salmon)
Lineage: Eukaryota; Metazoa; Chordata; Actinopteri; Salmoniformes; Salmonidae
Exons: 4
Coding region: 241-522 (93 amino acids)
Source: RefSeq, a predicted model, not a curated record
GCAUGCGCACACACUUCCAAAGCUCACUGGCACUCCAGUUCUCCAGUGAACUAAAGCUGUUUUCUUCGCUGGGAAGUGGAAUCGGAACUUCAGUUUAUGAGCCACGAACUCACGGAGAAACAAUCAAACUAUUGUAAUUCCAGCACGACAGCUCCACUCUUUAUAUCCUACACCAUCUGCGGAUAAAUCAAGACCGUAACAGAACAUUAACGCUUGAUAAAGACGAGGCUUACUGACAGGAUGACAGAAGUGAUAAACACCUGUGAUUCGACGGUGGGAGACUUCAGCAUCGGAGGCACCUCAGGAGAAGGGGGUAUAUCCUUCCAGAUCUUUCCGGACUCCCACGAACGGUUCCCCAAGCUGUCCAAACGGCUUCCCUCCAUCGUGGUGGAGCCCACUGAGAGCGGGGAAGUGGAGAGUGGCGAGCUCCGUUGGCCCCCCGAUGACCUUAGUUACCCUGAUGAAGACCCCGGAGAGGCCCAGGCAGCAGGCGAGGAUAACCCAGCAGCGGUACAGCAAUGAUGGGAGGAGUUUAAAACGGACUCUCACAGUUCUGGCACCAUUCCAGCCACACACUGAGUGUCUCCAUGAUGGACAGAAGCAAGGAGGAGGGUGUUCAGGCUAAGCCCAUAAUCAACUAGAAGCGCCAACCUGUUGGUAGACCUCCACACCACUUGGUGGGGCUGAGCCCUGUCUUAAAUUGCUCAUAGGUGCCAAACACCAGUGAGUAGCUUGUUACUGUAGAUUCAUUUGUUGCUUGUUUUACUUUUUUAGGGUUCACAAACAACAUGUUUAUGUACACCCCAUUCAGAGUUUGUUUAUCUUUAGAUACAGUAUACAAAAUAAAGAUAUGAAGAUAUGA